This is a messenger RNA of Geodia barretti, 789 nucleotides long. The record is from the annotation of a GenBank genome assembly. NCBI's taxonomy places the organism in Eukaryota, Metazoa, Porifera, Demospongiae, Tetractinellida, Geodiidae.
AUGAAACUGGCCAGAUUCGGCUAUGACGACUGGGAAAGCUACGGCCUGGUGGAGGGCGACCGCGUCAGCGUCAUCCAGGGCAGCAUCUUCCGCGAGCACACCGUCACCGGCGUCUCCUACGCCCUCAGUGAGGUCAAGCUGCUGCCGCCCACCCAGCCCACUGCCUAUUGGGCCGUGGGUCUCAACUACGCCGCCCACAUCGCCCACCAGGAAGAAGCCCUGGACGCCGAGCGCAUCCAGCGGGACUCGUCGGCCUUCCGGCCCUGGCAGAAGGGGGCCAACUGCAUCAUCGGCCCCGGCGAGAACAUCGUCCUGCCCGCCGAGUCCGAUUAUGUCCACUAUGAGGGAGAGUUGCUGAUAGUCAUUGGGAAGCCGGCCCGCCGCGUGUCCGUGGAGGACGCACCGAACUAUAUCUUGGGCUAUUCCAUCGCCAACGACGUCAGCGGCGAGGGUUCCUGGGCCGCCGACCUGUCCAACUGGCGGCGCAAGAUGUGCGACACCUUCGGCCCCGUCGGCCCGUGGAUUGAGACCGACGUGGACCCCCACGACCUGGAGAUCAUCACCCGCCUCAACGGGCAGGAGCACGACCGGGGCAGCACGUCGGGCAUGAUCUACGACUGUUACUACACCGUCAGCGGCAUCAGCCAGUUCGUGACCCUGCGCCCGGGUGAUCUCAUCCUCACCGGAGCCCCAGGGUCGGUGGAGCAGUUGCACCACGGCGAUGUGGUGGAGAUUGAGAUUCCAGGAAUCGGCACGCUGUCCAAUCCGGUGGUGGCUGAGGAGGUUUAG